AUAUCUCGAACUUUCAGAUGCAUUCCAGACUAAAGAGACUAGUUUCAAUAUUAAUAUUAAUAACGUGCCUGCAACAUGUACAAGGACUGAUAGGAUAUGAUUGCGGAUCGGCCUCUACGAAUUUAACCACUUUAUCCUUAUUACAUAUCGAAGAAUGCGAUAUUCCACCCCCGCGAGUUGACACCACUAAGACCUACGUACAAUUACUACAACUCAAUGACUUUAAUACCAUUAGAGUAAGACAAUGUAAGAUAGAGAUUGACCGCACUAUCAAGAAAUGCGGGAUGUUCUCUCAUACAAUAGAGGUACAAAAUGGAAAAUAUUCUUAUAUAGAAGAAAUUUCGCACGAGACGUGUCAACACAUGCACUCAUUCGGGAGCUACGAACUCUCGGGAACUCGUAUCAAUGGAUUAAAACCUAAUCAAACUACUUCCCGUCCGGUGAUGUUGGCGGGGCAUAUCGAUGAAUAUCAUGUAUGCUACGGAGCACCGUACUCGGAUCCUUACGGAACUUGGACGGACGUCAUCGCGCAAGCCACUGUAAAAAUUACGUUACAGGAUUACUUUGCUAGCGUUCGGCUAAAUACAAAUCGCGUCCAACUCAGAUCAGGGAUAACUUGCGAAUUUAACGCCGGACGCUGUUUCGACAUAGAGGGGGGUAACACAUUUUGGGACCCCGCCCCCAUUAAUUCCUGCAAAUCUGACUAUAGCGUUUUAUACGAAGGUCAUGCAGAUAAAAUAAUUGACAGCAUAAGCACCUCACCCCGCACAGCAUACUCAAUAAACACAAAAGAAACUGUUUUUGCUCUAACCAGUAUAAGUGAAUAUAAAGUAUGUGGAAUAUAUACGCUGAAACGAACAGAACACCCGAAGUUAAUGAUUUUCGAAACCUCCCCUACGGCUGAAGUUUUCAAGAGUUAUGGUCGCUUAAUUAAUUUGGAUAUAUUCACUUAUAUGAACUCGAAGUUUGUUUAUGUGGAAAAGCACGUCCGCACGCAAGUCAACGAACUAUACAGAAAUAUUUUACUACAGCAAUGUAAUCUCGAACGACGAAUGAUGCAAAACGCAUUGGCUAUUGCCGCACGGUCACCAGAUAUUUUUGCUUUUCAUUUUAUGAAAGGGCCUGGAUAUAUGGCUUUACAAGCAGGAGAAGUAGUUCACAUAAUAAAAUGCGUGCCCGUCGAGGUAAGACUAGCACAAACAUCUAAUUGCUAUGAGCAACUGCCGGUAUUAUGGACGAACCAAUCAUAUUUUUUAACCCCACAAACACACAUACUGCUUCGACAAGGUACGCAAAUUAAUUGUAACUCAUUUGCACCACCAAUGUACCAUCUGGGGGAAGCUUGGUAUAAACUUGUGCCAAGACCGGUAGAAACACUGUCGCCGACGAUUAUGAAACCAUUGACCAAACCUACCUGGAAAUAUAUAAGUCCUGGAGCACUUGCAACCAGUGGCAUAUACUCACAAAGCGACUUAGAAGAACUUAAAGAUCACAUAAUGUUCCCCGCCGAGCGACCGGCAGUACUCAACACAGUAGCAAGGGGAGUGAUGGGACAGUCAACGCAUUUAUACGGCGGAUCUAUUUCAAAUCUUCUCGAUGAAGCUUCUAUCGAAAGGGUCGCGGCCUCAGCAUGGAAUAAAAUCUGGGGAAAAUUCUUAAUAUUUGGAAACAUUAGCGCCGGAAUGAUGGGAAUCUACCUAUUUAUAAGAGCAUUUAAAUUACUAUUAGAUACACUCGUACACGGGUACGCCUUACAUACAGUAUACGGAUGGUCUGUAUACCUGCUGGGAGCUGUAUGGGACUCUUUAACCCAUCUUUUAUUACUCUUGGCCAAAAAGAAACAGAAGAAAAAUGAACCCUCGGCUCCGAUGCCUGAAGAAAGGGAUAAUGAACGACAAGACAGCGAGAAAAAUACAGUGGAAGCAGGACAUACUUACCCGCUCCUCCCUACAAGAGAGACAGCAACCUAUACACUCGAAUUGAAAGAUUAAAAUUAAAUAAAAAGGGGCAAAUAUAAAUUAAAAUUAAUAUUAAUAGUGUUAAUAAUAAUAAUAAGAAGAAAAUUACAGAAUAAACAAAUAAAUAAAUACACAAAUAAAAUUUAUAAAUUAUCAAUGCUAUAAUGAUUUAACUCUUAACUCAACAACUUAUUCAGUCACACGCUGCGACGUGUAGAUACCCUAUCACUUUUCACAUGCUACGACAUGUAGAUUUAUUUUUCUUGCAAAGAGGGUUUUAGACCCUAUACUCUUAUUGUAGCAGUACGCAAAAUGAGACAGUAUCAAACAUACAUUAAGAUACAUAAAUCUCCCUGCUUUUAGAAAUGGAAACUGAAAUCAAACCCAUCGACACCAACUACCUUACACGAAGCUCCCUGAAAGUGCGGGUCCUCAAGGUGGAUUCUCCCACACUUAUUUGGGUGCAAAUUGAGCACGCAAAAGAGGGCCUUGAGGAGUUAAUCGACGAUCUAUCGGGCCGAAUGACAAGGAAGGGUAGAUUUCUACGUCUUUGGCCCCAUCACGCCUUUGUAGGAACAUUUGUCGCAGUGCAGGAAAGAAAGAGAUGGCAGAGAGGCGUCAUCACAAAGAUAGAGGAGGGAGAGCUGGCAACUGUCGCACUCCGAGACUGGGGACGUGUCGUGCGUCGGCGUAUAUUCGAUCUGUAUACGCUAGAAGAACGGUUUAGGGAAAAGAGAUGGCAAGCCAUCCCUUGCACCCUGGCGCACGUACAACCUGCCGGGACCGGGACCAGAUGGUCACGUAAGGCCCGGGAAAUGUCUCGAUUGAUUAUGGAGAAACGGGAAGGAUGGAUGCGAAUCCUCCAACCCAUUGAAGAUCACGCUGCAGUUAUCUCGCUUGAACUCAAGCGAGAAACUGAUGACGAGGAGCGCAGCAUCAAGCAGCUUCUCAUUCAACUCGGCUGUGCUCAGCACGCCGAUGAAAUCAUCACCCCAGGAGUACCGGGAAUAUUAUAAUAAAAAAAAAAAA
Messenger RNA from Monomorium pharaonis (pharaoh ant), 2987 nucleotides. RefSeq lists its product as uncharacterized. NCBI's taxonomy places the organism in Eukaryota, Metazoa, Arthropoda, Insecta, Hymenoptera, Formicidae. The record is from RefSeq and is a predicted model, not a curated record. The transcript has a single exon. Bases 18 to 1991 code for a protein of 657 amino acids.